Molecule: messenger RNA, 468 nt
Organism: Emiliania huxleyi CCMP1516
Lineage: Eukaryota; Haptophyta; Isochrysidales; Noelaerhabdaceae
Exons: 1
Coding region: 1-468 (155 amino acids)
Molecular function (GO): protein binding
Source: RefSeq, a predicted model, not a curated record
AUGUCGAACUCAGAGUACUCGAACCGGCUCACGCUGCGCGUGACGCUGGACGAGACCCGCCGCCUCGGCCUCGCGGUGGACAGCGCGCACAGCGUCGUCGAGGUCCGGCUAGACUCGCCCGCGGAGCUCGCGGGCAUCAGGCGCGGCGACCGAAUCGAGUCUUGCUGGGAUUGGCAUGAUCCUACGCGCAAGUGGUCGCUCGCGAACGUCUCGCUGAAGGUGGCGCUCGACAAACUCAAGCCGGCGAACGACUUGGGGUUUGAGGUGUCACGUGCGAACUGGUUUACCUCUGGACCCGCCAACGCCGUCCCGUCGCCCGCGCCUCCUGCCGACGGCGGCGGCUCUCGCAGCAGCGGCUCGGCGGCGGCCGAGCUCGCCAAGGCGCUCCUGUCGCCAGUCGCUUGGGACGUGGACAGGGUUCCGAUCCUGGACAUGACUACCACUACUAGGCGCUCUCGGAGAGGAUGA